AUGAUGAAAAGUGUGAAACAUAUGGUGGAAUACUUGGUGAGGAGGAGCAGGGUGUUGCUAUAUCAAGGUUACUAUGAUUUGGUGUUUGGUGUGGUCGAAGCAGAGGUUUGGGUGAAGACAAUGAAAUGGGAAGGGAUUGUGGAGUUUCUGAAUGCUGAAAGGAAGAUAUGGAAGGUGAAUGGAGAGCUUGCAGGGUAUGUACAAAAAUGGAAGUCUCUCACCAAUGUUGUGGUUUUGGGAGCUGGACAUCUUGUGCCUCCUGACCAGCCUCUUAAUUCUCAAGCUAUGAUAGAAGAUUGGGUUUUGGAAAGGGGUUUGUUUCAAAACUUCUAUGAGGCGAAUGUAUCAAGUAAGUCUAUAUUUGUUGAAUAA
Molecule: messenger RNA, 372 nt
Organism: Sphenostylis stenocarpa
Lineage: Eukaryota; Viridiplantae; Streptophyta; Magnoliopsida; Fabales; Fabaceae
Source: the annotation of a GenBank genome assembly